Messenger RNA from Xyrauchen texanus (razorback sucker), 972 nucleotides. RefSeq lists its product as uncharacterized. The record is from RefSeq and is a predicted model, not a curated record. Bases 31 to 663 code for a protein of 210 amino acids. The transcript has 4 exons. Gene Ontology annotation, molecular function: signaling receptor activity. Lineage: Eukaryota; Metazoa; Chordata; Actinopteri; Cypriniformes; Catostomidae. Gene Ontology annotation, cellular component: membrane. Gene Ontology annotation, biological process: adaptive immune response.
CUGGUUUAGAUGGAAAACGUUGAUUGAGAUAUGUGGACCAGAAUGACGAAAAUGUUGACAUUCACCUUGUUUUUCUCUGUUGUUCUUCUUAAUUUCUUCAAUCUUGUUUCAAGUGCAGAUGAACACAAGUUUAAAGGUGAGAAUUACACCAUUAAGUGUCCUGCAGCUCACAAAGAUGCCCUGGGUGUGUAUCUGAACAGCAGACGGGAGGUCAGCCGUGAAGUUCUCUAUUACUAUUUUGAAACUAGCAAGAUAUCUUUGCAUGAUGACUACAAAGGACGUGUUGAAGUCAAAGUGGACAAAACAACUCUGAUCAUAGACAUCUUUAACCUACAAAUGAAGGACACUGGGUCUUAUUGGUGUACUUGCAAUUUGUUUAAACAAAUAUGUGAUAUGACUACAACCAAAGGUGUUUUUCUUUUGGUCAAUGAGGCCCCCACUGAAACAGCUCUUGUCACUGCUAAAAAAUCCCAUGGCAUGAAUGGUAUCCUGAUACCGGUGGUUGCUCUGACAGUUGGGAGUGUGCUUUUACUGUUGACUCUGGCGGCUGGAGUGUGGCUGGUGCCCAAGAUAAAGGAGCAAUCCAGAAAAUAUAAGGAAGAAGAGAAAAGACGUGCUAAUGGAAUAUACGUGGACAUGAGGUAUAAGACAAAUGACUUCUAAAUACGCAAGCACAUAAAUAUACUUUGUGUGAUUUCUGUUUCCAAAAUGUAGUUCCUUUUUUGUAAACAGCUUCAAUUUAAUCUGGCCGUAUCUUCUGUAAAUAUGUUAUCAGCAUUAAAUGAGUGAUUGAGUUUGGCCUAUAGCUGAAUCUUGAGCCCCAUGUUUAUAUUUGCUUUACUUUAGCAACAUUUUCUGUGCAUUGUUUCAAAUAAAUAAUUAAUGUGGUACGUAUAUCUAAUGUACUUUUAUGUCUCUGUAAUGUAAUUACAUAUGAAAUGUAAAGCUUAAUUGGUUUGUGUAUAAAGAUAC